Messenger RNA from Aspergillus clavatus NRRL 1, 4992 nucleotides. Its product is annotated as clathrin heavy chain. Gene Ontology annotation, cellular component: clathrin coat of trans-Golgi network vesicle; clathrin complex; clathrin coat of coated pit. Gene Ontology annotation, biological process: Golgi to endosome transport; intracellular protein transport; receptor-mediated endocytosis. The record is from RefSeq and is a predicted model, not a curated record. Gene Ontology annotation, molecular function: clathrin light chain binding; structural molecule activity. NCBI's taxonomy places the organism in Eukaryota, Fungi, Ascomycota, Eurotiomycetes, Eurotiales, Aspergillaceae. The transcript is spliced from 4 exons. Bases 1 to 4992 code for a protein of 1663 amino acids.
AUGGCUCCUCUUCCCAUCAAGUUCACGGAGCUUAUCAAUACUCUAGAAUCUGACCAUUACGUUUGCGUCCGCCAAAAACUUAAUGAAGAUGAUAAGCCUCAGGUCAUCAUUCUCAACCUGAAGAAUAACAAUGAGGUCAUCAAGCGACCGAUUAAUGCGGACAGUGCUAUCAUGCACUGGUCCAAGAACAUCAUUGCUCUUAGAGCCCAGGGCCGAACAAUCCAGAUCUUCGAUCUCACAGCGAAGCAGAAACUCAAGUCUGCGGUUAUGAACGAAGAUGUCGUCUACUGGAAGUGGUUCAGCGAAAAGUGCUUGGGUCUGGUCACAGAAGCAUCCGUCUACCACUGGGAUGUUUUCGAUCCUACUCAAAACCAGCCCAUUAAGAUCUUCGACCGUUUGCCAAACCUAAGUGGCUGCCAAAUCAUCAACUACCGUGUUAACGAUGACGAGAAAUGGAUGGUCGUGGUCGGUAUUAGCCAACAACAGGGACGCGUUGUGGGCUCAAUGCAGCUCUAUUCCAAGGACCGCGGAAUAUCCCAGUUCAUUGAAGGUCAUGCUGCAGCUUUUGCGUCGAUCCGAGUGGAAGGAUCUCCUCUGGAGCACAAGUUGUUCACUUUCGCUGUUCGCACGCAGACUGGCGCAAAGCUGCAAAUCGCCGAGAUCGACCACCAGGAGCCGAACCCCAGAUUCCAAAAGAAGGCAGUCGAGGUCUACUUCCCCCAGGAAGCUGUCAACGACUUCCCGGUCGCCAUGCAGGUAUCCAGAAAGUACGACAUUGUUUAUUUGGUUACGAAGUAUGGCUUUAUUCAUCUCUAUGACCUUGAGACUGGUACCUGCAUUUUUAUGAACCGUAUCUCCAGCGAGACCAUCUUCACUACUGCCCCUGACUCCGACUCUGCCGGUCUGGUUGGUGUCAACCGUAAAGGUCAAGUCUUGUCGGUCAGCGUUGAUGAGGGAACCAUUAUCCAGUACCUGAUGGAGAAUCCUGCCAUGUCUGGACUCGCGGUCAAACUCGCUUCCAAGGCUGGCCUUCCCGGAGCGGAUCACCUCUAUCAGCAGCAGUUCGACAACCUGUUGGCGCAAGGCAAUUACUCCGAAGCCGCGAAAAUUGCUGCAAACUCCCCUCGCGGAUUCCUUCGGACACCGGAGACAAUCAACCGCUUUAAGAACGCACCACAGACUGGGCAGCAGAUGUCCGUCAUUCUCCAGUAUUUCGGCAUGCUUUUGGACAAGGGAUCUCUGAACAAAUACGAGAGUGUCGAGCUCGUACGCCCUGUCCUGCAGCAGAACAGAAAGCAUCUUCUGGAAAAGUGGACACGUGAGAACAAGUUGGAGGCCUCUGAAGAGCUCGGAGACAUCGUUCGUCCGUACGACAUGAACAUGGCCCUGUCGAUUUACCUGCAAGCCAAUGUACCCAACAAGGUUAUCGCUGGUUUCGCCGAGACCGGUCAAUUCGACAAGAUCCUCAGCUAUUCGAAGCAAGUUGGAUACCAGCCGGAUUACACACAACUACUGCAACACAUUGUUCGCGUCAAUCCCGAGAAGGGUGCCGAAUUUGCAGCUCAAUUGGCAAAUGAGGAAAGUGGCGCGCUCAUCGACCUUGACCGUGUCGUAGAUGUCUUCCUGUCGCAGAACAUGAUUCAGCAGGCAACCUCAUUCUUGCUGGAUGCGCUCAAGGAUAACAAGCCUGAGCAUGGUCACUUGCAAACACGAUUGCUUGAGAUGAACUUGGUCAACGCCCCGCAGGUCGCUGAUGCAAUCCUUGGCAACGAGAUCUUCACUCACUACGACCGUCCCAGAAUCUCCCAGCUUUGCGAGAAUGCUGGCCUCAUUCAGCGUGCAUUGGAGAACACCGACGAUCCCGCGGUGAUUAAGCGCAACAUUGUCCGAACCGAUAAGCUCAAUCCCGAGUGGCUCAUGAACUACUUUGGCCGUCUUUCCGUGGAGCAGACCAUCGAAUGCAUGGAUACUAUGUUGGAAGUGAACAUCCGUCAGAAUCUACAGGCAGUUGUUCAGCUCGCUACAAAGUUUUCCGAUCUCCUUGGACCCGGCCGCCUCAUCAGUCUGUUUGAGAAAUACCGAACUGCCGAAGGUCUCUACUAUUACCUUGGAAGCAUUGUCAACCUCAGCGAGGACCCUGAGGUGCACUUCAAGUAUAUUGAGGCUGCUACUGCCAUGGGCCAGCUGACUGAGGUCGAGAGAAUUUGCCGCGAGAGCAACUAUUACAAUCCGGAGAAGGUGAAGAACUUCCUGAAAGAAGCCCGACUGACCGAGCAGCUUCCGCUCAUCAUCGUCUGUGAUCGUUUCAACUUCAUCCACGACCUGGUCCUCUAUCUGUAUCAGAACCAGCAAUACAAAUCCAUCGAGGUCUACGUGCAGCGUGUCAAUCCGUCCCGCACUCCGGCAGUCGUGGGAGGAUUGUUGGAUGUUGACUGUGACGAAGCCAUCAUUAAGAAUCUCCUGUCUACUGUUGAACCCUCUGUUAUUCCUAUCGAUGAGCUUGUAUCUGAGGUGGAAAGCCGUAACAGAUUGAAGUUGCUCCUUCCAUUCCUCGAAGCUACUCUGGCUUCCGGCAACCAACAACAAGCAGUUUACAACGCUCUCGCAAAGAUCUACAUUGACAGCAACAACAACCCCGAGAAGUUCCUCAAAGAGAACGACCUUUAUGACACGUUGACCGUUGGUAAAUACUGUGAAAAGCGUGAUCCAAACCUGGCCUACGUCGCGUACAGGAAGGGACAGAAUGAUUUGGAGCUCAUCAAUAUCACCAACGAGAACUCCAUGUACAGAGCCCAGGCUCGUUACCUGGUUGAACGCGCCGAUUCAGAGAUCUGGUCGUUUGUGCUGAGUGAGAACAACCUGCAUCGUCGUUCUCUUGUCGACCAGGUCAUCGCGACAGCGGUCCCGGAGUCGACUGAACCCGACAAGGUAUCCGUUGCUGUCAAGGCUUUCCUCGAAGCCGACCUGCCUGGCGAACUCAUCGAGCUUUUGGAGAAGAUCAUUCUCGAGCCCUCGCCAUUCAGUGACAACGGUAGCUUGCAGAAUCUGCUGAUGCUGACUGCCGCCAAAGCCGACAAGGGACGUCUUAUGGAUUACAUCCACCAGCUCUCCGAGUUCAGUGCUGACGAGAUCGCGGAGAUGUGUAUUUCUGUGGGUCUGUAUGAAGAAGCGUUUGAGAUCUAUAAGAAGGUCAACAACUAUAUCGCUGCCGUCAAUGUUCUCGUUGAGAACAUCGUCAGUAUCGAUCGCGCGCAAGAAUUCGCCGAACGCGUUGAAUUGCCAGAUGUCUGGAGCAAGGUUGCGAAAGCUCAGCUUGACGGUCUUCGUGUAUCUGACUCGAUCGAGUCGUACAUUCGUGCCAACGAUCCCUCCAAUUACAACGAGGUAAUUGAGACCGCAAUCCACGCCGGUAAAGAUGAAGAUCUCGUCAAGUAUCUCAAGAUGGCCCGCAAGACAUUGCGUGAGCCUGCCAUCGACACCGCUCUUGCUUUCUGCUAUGCUCGCCUUGACCAGUUGCUGGAGCUUGAGGACUUCCUGCGAUCCACCAAUGUGGCCGAUAUUGAAACAUCUGGUGACAAGGCUUAUGCUGAAGGAUACCAUCAGGCGGCUAAGAUUUUCUACACCAGCAUCUCGAACUGGGCCAAGCUGGCCACCACUCUGGUGCAUUUGGAAGACUAUCAAGCUGCAGUUGAGUGUGCCCGCAAGGCCAACAGUGUCAAGGUCUGGAAGGAGGUCAACCUGGCAUGUGUUGAUAAGAAGGAGUUCCGUCUCGCACAGAUUUGCGGUCUCAACCUCAUUGUCCAUGCCGAGGAGCUGCAGGAUCUUGUGCGCCAAUAUGAACGCCACGGCUACUUCGAUGAGUUGAUCAGUGUGCUCGAAGCUGGCUUGGGCCUGGAGAGAGCCCAUAUGGGUAUGUUCACUGAGCUGGGCAUUGCUCUGUCCAAAUACCACCCUGACCGGGUUAUGGAGCACCUCAAACUCUUCUGGUCUCGCAUCAACAUCCCCAAGAUGAUCCGAGCGUGCGAGGAAGCCAAUCUCUGGCCAGAACUGGUGUUCCUGUACUGCCAUUAUGAUGAAUGGGAUAACGCUGCCUUGGCUAUGAUGGAGCGUGCCGCUGAUGCAUGGGAACAUCACUCGUUCAAGGAUAUCAUCGUCAAGGUUGCCAACCUGGAGAUCUAUUAUCGUGCUCUGAACUUCUAUCUGCAGGAGCAACCCCUCCUCCUCACCGAUCUGCUCCAGGUGCUGACUUCCCGGAUCGAUGUCAACCGUGUUGUGCGCAUUUUCCAGACCUCGGAUAAUAUCCCUCUGAUCAAGCCAUUCCUGUUGAAUGUGCAGAACCAGAACAAGCGGACUGUCAACGAUGCCAUCAAUGAUCUGUUGAUCGAGGAGGAAGACUACAAGACCCUCCGUGACUCGGUGGACAACUAUGACAACUUCGAUGCGGUGGAGUUGGCCCAGCGUCUCGAGAAACAUGACCUCAUCUUCUUCCGGCAGAUUGCCGCGAACAUCUACCGCAACAACAAGCGCUGGGAGAAGUCGAUCGCGCUGUCGAAGCAGGACAAGCUUUACAAGGAUGCUAUUGAGACCGCGGCGAUUUCUGGCAAAUCGGACGUGGUCGAAGAACUCCUUCGCUACUUUGUCGAUAUUGGCAGCCGCGAGUGCUAUGUUGGCAUGCUGUAUGCCUGCUAUGAUCUCAUCCGGCCCGACGUGAUCCUGGAGAUGUCGUGGCGACACGGUCUCAAUGACUUCACCAUGCCCUUCAUGAUUAAUUUCCUUUGCGAGCAGACCCGCACAAUUGAGAUGCUCAAGAAGGACAAUGAAGAGCGCAAGUCUCGGGAAGUAACGCAGCAGAAAGAAGAGGACAACACCCCCAUCUUGGGCGGCUCGCGGCUCAUGUUGACACAAGGCCCAUCAACGCCCGCGCCUGCUCCGAUGGCAUAUGGACAGCCGAACGGUAUUGCUCCCCAAGCGACCGGCUUCCGUCCAUUCUAG